Cornus florida is the source of this 610-nucleotide messenger RNA. RefSeq names its product ethylene-responsive transcription factor ERF096-like. The record is from RefSeq and is a predicted model, not a curated record. Gene Ontology annotation, biological process: regulation of DNA-templated transcription; ethylene-activated signaling pathway. NCBI's taxonomy places the organism in Eukaryota, Viridiplantae, Streptophyta, Magnoliopsida, Cornales, Cornaceae. The coding region runs from base 42 to 443 and encodes 133 amino acids. Gene Ontology annotation, molecular function: DNA-binding transcription factor activity; DNA binding. The transcript has a single exon.
UGUCACACUUCAUUGGCCUACUUUGUAGCAUAUAUGAAACCAUGGAUGAAGAAUCAAACAGAGAAACAAGGGAGGUGGGAGAAGUUAAAUAUAGAGGUGUUCGGAAGAGGCCAUGGGGAAAGUUUGCGGCGGAGAUUCGCGACUCGGCUAGGCACGGUGCCCGCGUGUGGCUGGGAACAUUUAACACGGCGGAGGAAGCUGCCCGGGCCUAUGACCGGGCUGCUUAUUCCAUGAGGGGUCACUUAGCCAUCCUCAACUUUCCUGAAGAAUACAAUUUGCCUAGUAGUGGUGCCUCUUCUUCUUCGUCUUCAAUGCCCGGGAAUGCGGAGGGAAGAGGAAGAAGUACUGAGCAUGGAAAACAAGUGUUCGAAUUCGAGUACUUGGAUGAUAAGUUGCUGGAGGAACUUCUUGAUGAUGGUGAGAAGAAGAGCAACAAAGACUGAAGUUUCUGCUAAUCUGAAGUCUUCAAAGCUUAAUGUCAACAUAACUACAUAAAUUUUCUUAUCUUCUCUCUCUCACAUCCUUUUAGACUUUUCAUUUUACUCUAAAAAAGAAUUUGCUUUAUGCUUAUAUUUUGUAAAGAUAAGAGAAUGCUUUUUUUUUUUUUUUU